AUGAAAACUAAUAAUGUUUGUGAAGUCAAAAGUACUAUUUUUACUAAUAGUUGGGCAUUGAAAGAAAACGAAAGAAAAAGCAAGCGCCAACCUACAAUAAAAAUAACUACCUAUAUCAAAAAGUUAUUAGAGAUUAUGUUCUAUAUAGGUACUGCUAACCCAUCACAAAAAUUAAUGGCACCACAAAUAAGAGAAGAGCUAAUACGUCACGCGCAAACUGGAGAGAUUGAAAAUAAUGAAAUCCCUAAAGAGGCUAUGAAUCAAAAUUGGAUCAGCAGAUUUUCACAUCGUUGGAAGGAGGCUAUGGUCUUGCGGGCUUUAGAUGAAACAGAAAAUUAUGAACCUUUGUAA
Dentiscutata heterogama is the source of this 351-nucleotide messenger RNA. The record is from the annotation of a GenBank genome assembly. Lineage: Eukaryota; Fungi; Glomeromycota; Glomeromycetes; Diversisporales; Gigasporaceae.